GCCGCCGCCGCCCGUUGCAGCGCCGGCGCUGAUGCCUCCUGCGGUGCCCCGGCAGGGAAGAUGGCGCCGUCCCACGUCCUCAAGUGUUGCCAGAAGGUGUUGGCCUGGGUGCCCGUGGCCUUCAUCGCCCUGGUCGUGGCCUGGUCCUACUACGCCUACGUGGUGGAGCUCUGUGUGUUUACUAUUUCUUCAACUGCAGAAAAAGUUGUCUACCUUGUGGUUUUUCAUCUGUCAUUUGUCAUGUUUGUAUGGUCCUAUUGGAAGACAAUUUUCACAUCUCCUGCAUCCCCCUCUAAUGAGUUCUGCUUGUCAAAAGCUGAUAAAGAACAAUAUGAAAAAGAAGAGAGACCAGAAUCCCAGCAGGAGAUUUUGAGAAGAGCUGCUAAAGACUUGCCUAUCUAUACGACAACAGCAUCGAGAGCCAUCAGAUACUGUGAUCGAUGCCAGCUAAUCAAACCUGACCGCUGCCACCACUGUUCUGCAUGUGACAUAUGUGUACUAAAAAUGGACCACCACUGUCCAUGGGUGAAUAAUUGUGUGGGAUUUUCUAACUACAAAUUCUUCCUCCUGUUUUUAAUGUAUUCCUUACUGUACUGUCUGUUUGUUGCUGCUACAGUCUUGCAGUACUUCAUAAAGUUUUGGACAAAUGAAUUGCCACAUACCCAUGCAAAAUUCCACGUACUAUUCCUUUUCUUUGUGGCAGCCAUGUUCUUCAUCAGCAUACUGUCACUCUUCAGCUACCACUGCUGGCUAGUUGGCAAAAACAGAUCAACCAUAGAAACAUUCCGUGCACCCACAUUUCGAAAUGGCCCUGAUAAAAAUGGCUUUUCUCUUGGAUGCAGCAAAAAUCUGAGGGAGGUUUUCGGAGAUGAAAAGAAGUAUUGGCUACUCCCUAUCUUUACCAGUUUGGGCGACGGAUGUAACUUUCCGACUCGUUUGGUGAUUAUGGAUCCAGAGCAACUUACUGUCUCAAGCCAAAGUGAACCUGCCAAAAGCUCUGGAGGCAGUCAGUCCUUUCCUACUCGACCACUCAGUGAAUCACAAAAUCGAUUGCUAGCCAGUGACAGUCAGUGGGUGGAAAGUGGCCCUGAAGAGGAAAAUGUUAAAUCAGGUGCAAAAAAGCAUAUUAUAGUUUCAUUGGAAAGCUGAUCUCAGCUUAUUACUAACCAACCAUCUCAAUGAGAAACAGGUUUCUGCAACAUGUUUUGUGCUUGAAUAUUACUUAAUUUUGUUUGGAAGAAGUUAUCAGUAAAAAAUGGAACAUGAACAUUUUAGGAAGAGACAAGAAAUUUAAGUUUCUGCACAGUACGAUGGAUUCUUGUAAGCACUAUUGCAGAGCAGGGAAGUUAAGACAGAUGCCUUAAGAUUCUUAACGUGCAUUUAUGCAACACUGAAUUAUAUACUGCUACCAAAGGGCCAAAUCCUGAAGUGCCCUGCUUGGAUGCACAAGGUCCAGAGUGGGAACUAUGCAUUUCUGUAUGCUGCAGUGAUGGGGGUAGAUUGCAGAGACUCCUACCUCCCCCACAGGCAAACUUCAUACCUUAGGCACUGCAGAAGUCACUUCCAUAGCAGGUCUCCAGGAUACAGAAAGAAAGAAAAAAGGAAAAGAGAAAAAGAAAAGAAAAGAAAAAAAAAAAAGCGGGGCGGGGGGAGGGGAGAAAAUCAACAUAGAGCAUGGCCAGUGAGUCUGAAGUGCGACUAUACAUAGUUCAAGCACCAGGUGAUGGGGAAUGGACUGGAUGGUGUCUUCUCCCCGCCUUCCUAUUAGCCAGUCUACCCCAUGAUCACAGCUCUCCAAGUCUUUCAGGACUGAGGAUUCCUUCUACUAGCUGUGCUUUGGAGCAAGGCAAUGACAACAACAUAAAAGCCUUUUACUUGGGUUUUUUUGCUAUAGGAUUGAGCCCCCUCAUUGGUUUAACUUGAUAUAUGUAACCAUAUCAAGAACAGAGCUCAAAGAAGCAAACUCCAUUUUUUAGUUGAAAAAAGCAUGGAUUAUUACUUUCCAACAAUUGUCUAUCAGCAUACAAAGAAAAGCCAAUCUAAAAAGGAAUUAACAAUUGUUAUAUUUUCUGUUAGUCUGCAGUGUUCUGUACGAGGCAGUAACAAAAUGGUAAAGUACCCCUGAGAAAAACCUUAUUGCAGUUGUGUGUUGUUAGAAAAUGGAACUGGAAGAGUACUGCUUUUUCUGUGGGACUCUUGAUGGUUUAUAAAUACUGUUUUAUAGUUUUGUUUUAUCUUUUUAAUAAAGGCACAAGUUUUUAUUGGUUCUAAAGUACCAUUUAAACCAAUAUCAAGUACUUAAAAGAAAAUUAGUGUUGGAUCAUACAUCUGGUUAACACACUGAAAAUUUGUAUGCUUUAGUCUGCCACUUUCAAGUCCAGUUUAAGUGAUGCUGAAAUUGCUAAAGAUUGAGUACUUUGUGCAGUGAUGUACCUGUUCACAAAAGGCGAAAUGUGUUUCCUGUGUGAGGAAUAAAGUCCAUCCUAAGCUUAAGACCUACAGCAAACAAUAUGGGGUUUUUUCCCCCUCACUCCUCUAUAGAGAAGACUGCUAACUCAUCUUUGGGAGGUAUUGGAAUUUUGCACCUGGAAAAAGUGACAAAUACUAUUUUACUGUCUGUAACUUUUCUGAUGUUUAGCUGAUGUUGAUUACAAAUAGACAUGAGCCCUUUUGAUACAGACUGAAAGUAGUAGCCAGGUUGAUGAUCUGGACCAAAAGAACCUGUUUGGUUUCUCUCCCAGAUUGAUUGCUACUUAAGUCAAAUAUGUUUAUGAUGGAGAUACUAAGGUAUCAAGUAUACUGUAAGGUUUAAAGCAAGUAUUUUUUUGCCUUUGGAAAGAAUAAAUUUUCUUAGAUAUUAAUCUUAUAGAACAAGAACACUUUGAGAAGCUAUGAACAUGAUUUGGUCACUGUUGGAUGUUCCUGAGACAGAAGUAACGGUCUAAACCUGAGUGUUUUCUAAAAGUUGCAGAACAUUUCUUCAAACUUGGUACAAGAAAUUUUGCGUUUGCUACUAUCAAAACUUAUAAAAGUAUUGCUACACAUUAAUCUGAAAGGUUUAGCUUUUUCUUCUCAAAUGUCAAGUGAGAACUGCUCAUCUGAAUAUAACCUCUCAGUAGUACUGCACCAGCAAAAUUUCUUUGGGAAGACAACAGAGACAGAAGACUGCAAGUUCAAAUGGCUCAUUCUGAAUACCAAAAUUUGCAGCCCCAAAUACUGGUGGAACUAAUGGAGGGCCCAGGAUAUCAUCUGGCUUUUACUGCAUCAGUGUGUUACAGCUGGGAUAACACAUACAUGCACAGUCAUUGUCUAGCAGAACUAUAAGCAAAAUCUAUGUCUCUGAUGUGGUAAAUAUCACUGAUUCAGCAAUACAGUCUCUGCCCCCUUCCUCCACCCCCAAAGUGCUUGAUAUACCCCCAUAUGAAUUUAUAUAUACUGUAGGCUAACAUCAGUGUAACUUGUUUGAUUUCUUAAGUCAGGAUAGUUAAUCUACAGGAAAAACUGCAAGUAAACAGACUGGGCUAACUCCAUGUGUGUUCUCUAGCGAGUGCUGGUCUUCUGAAACCAGUUCUUUGUAUAUCUGGUGGAUAUUUUUGUGGCUUUUCAUGAAGAGCUGAUGUUUCUGACAUCUUUAUGCAGAUCAUGGGUACAUUUUGUCCCAGAUUUUUCUCAUGUUUCGGAUGAAAAAAGGAGAGCAGUGUGCUUAGGAUACUCUUGAGGCCAGAGUUACUGUUGGUGUAAAAGCAGGCAUUACUGAAAAGUCACUUUGACAAACAUGAAAUGUAGUAAAAUGAUUCAAAUAUGAUUCUUCCAAAUUCACCCCCUCCCCCUUUUCUUCCCCUCCAGGAAACUGGUUACUAAGAGAAACGCCAGACUGGUAUAAAGGAAUUAACUUGUCUAAGGGAAUUGUAUUGAUGAACUCUAAGGGCACACCAGUGAGUGGAAUGGGAGGGUCAUGUUUUCCUGGCAGGCCCUGGCUGCAGAGGAGGUAUCGUGUCUAGGGCAGCAGGACAGUGUC
Molecule: messenger RNA, 4018 nt
Organism: Haliaeetus leucocephalus (bald eagle)
Lineage: Eukaryota; Metazoa; Chordata; Aves; Accipitriformes; Accipitridae
Gene: ZDHHC20
Product: zinc finger, DHHC-type containing 20
Exons: 13
Coding region: 61-1149 (362 amino acids)
Biological process (GO): protein targeting to membrane; synaptic vesicle maturation; peptidyl-L-cysteine S-palmitoylation
Cellular component (GO): endoplasmic reticulum; Golgi apparatus
Molecular function (GO): protein-cysteine S-palmitoyltransferase activity
Source: RefSeq, a predicted model, not a curated record